Messenger RNA from Carassius gibelio (silver crucian carp), 5185 nucleotides. Its product is annotated as rho GTPase-activating protein 6. The transcript is spliced from 13 exons. Gene Ontology annotation, biological process: signal transduction. Bases 236 to 2677 code for a protein of 813 amino acids. The record is from RefSeq and is a predicted model, not a curated record. NCBI's taxonomy places the organism in Eukaryota, Metazoa, Chordata, Actinopteri, Cypriniformes, Cyprinidae.
UUCACGGAGAUGUAGUUGAGAAACUUCACUGACGCGCUUUUUGGCUUGAAAUGUGGAAACAACCUCGCUGACAAGAACAGCACAGAUGGAUACGAGAAUGUGAGAGGUUUUUAAAACACAUUUUCGCGGUUUCUGUUAAACGGCGGAUGAAAGCCCGACACCAGCAGCUGUUCAGUCCGUCUCGUUCACAUGGGGUUUGUGUUUGGGAAGUCAGUCUGUGUCUCAUAUCGCAGGGAUGUCCGCGCAAGGCUUGCUAAACAGCGUCUUCUCGUGUUCCUCAUCUGGCUCUAAAACCCUCGCGAAGAGGAAACUGCAGCAGACGCGCAGUUUGGACUCUGCGCUGCUCAGAAACAGCGCGACGCUUGGAGACGCCAGCGGUCCUCGCUCGUCAUCCUGCUGGAGCUCGAGCUCCACCGCUGGGUUCACGGAGAGCUUCGGUACCGACCCCAGACUCAAACCGCGGCUCUCCACGUCGAGCCUGUCCACAUCUUCAGACGCUUCGUCGCUCUCCAGUCUCCACUUUGACUUCAGAAGCGGCAAACGCAACGCGUCCAGGGAUUUAUCUCUACACCUCUCUGCUUCAAGCAACAUCUUCUCACCGAGAAAGUGGCUUCAAAGAAAGCUGCCUCAGUCGGAUGCUGUUACGCACAAUAUCUGUAAAUCUGAGGGAGAUUUCACCUGUAAGAAAACAGCCGGUCAUAAUUUCCACAUGCAGUCGGUUUCCAUUCAGAGUCUGUCGGAGCUGGAGAGAGUCCGGCUGCAGGAAGUCGCUCUGGUCAGACUGAUGAAAGACUUUGAUUUGGGAUGCCAGAUCACCAUCCCCAAAGAUGGUCAGAAGAGGAAAAAGUCGCUCAGGAGGAAGCUGGAUUCUUUAUCGAAGGAAAAGAGAGACAAAGAGUCGGAUCCUCAGGCGUUCGGCGUGCCGCUCUCGCAGGUGAUCGUGAACGACCGGCGUCACAAGCAGCUCCAGGAGGAGCAGGAGGAGCAGCGCGGUCCAGUGGAUCGAGUCUCUUCACUCCUGCACCUGACGGGACGCAGAUCCACCAACAAGGAGCUCUCCAGCAGUAACUCGUCCCUCAGCUCGUCCUCCGAGACGCCCAACGAGUGCACCACACCCGGCACACCGGAGACACCGCUGCGCUCACGCAGACGGGGCGGUAUGUCUGUGGACUGCAUCACUGAUCUGGACGACAGUCAGUCUCGUCUGCUGGAGGCUCUUCAGCUCUCCACGCCUGUGGAGUCACACAGCGAGAAGAAGAAGAAGAAGACGAGCGACGCCAAGCUCAGCCUGAACCCCAUCUACAGACAGGUGCCACGCGUGCUGGACAGCUGCUGCCAACACCUGCAGAAGUAUGGUCUGCAGACGGUGGGCAUUUUCCGGGUCGGGAGCUCCAAGAAAAGAGUUCGACAGCUGCGUGAAGCGUUCGAUCGGGGUGCUGAUGUUGUUCUGGACCAGCGGCACAGUGUUCAUGAUGUGGCAGCGCUGCUCAAAGAGUUUCUGAGAGACAUGCCUGAUCCUCUGCUGACCAGAGAACUGUACUCCGCGUUUAUCAGCUGUGCAUCUCUAAACAAGGAGGAUCAGCACACAGUCAUGCAGUUACUCAUCUGUCUGCUUCCUGCCUGCAACAGUGACACCCUCCAGUGUUUACUUCACUUCCUGUCAGACGUAGCCAAUCACGCGGAGGAUUCGCGGGACGCUGAUGGAAACGAGGUGAUUGGUAAUAAGAUGACGUCUCUGAACCUGGCCACCAUAUUCGGGCCGAACCUGCUGCACAAGCAGAAGAGCUCAGAGAAGGAGUUCAGCGUGGAGAGCUCGGCGCGGAUGGAGGACAGCGCCGCCAUCAUCAGCGUGGUGCAGCACAUGAUCGACACGCACCAGUCCCUGUUCACGAUCUCAGCUGAGCUGCAGAACGAGCUUCUGCUGAGUUUGCUGGACACAGACAGUGAUGUGGUGCAUUAUCUGCUGAGGAGGAAAACACCACAGUGUGAAGAUGUGAAGAGCUCCAGUGGAGAAAUCUCUCCGUAUGACAACAACUCUCCGGUGCUCUCUGAGUGGUUUCCUCCAUCAGGACUGGAGCAUCAGAGUCCCACACACCUCCAGCACGCUCUCGAGAGCAACAACACUGUCAACUUCUGCCUCUCACCCUCACAAGCCAGCGCCGGGGAAACCAUACAUGAUAAGGCGUGUAUCUGGAGAACACGACACGCUCUUCUGUCAGGUCUUCAUGACAAACUCCUCACAGGUUCGGAUGGACACCUGUAUAAACGCGCCUCUUCUGAUGUUUUCUACGAUGACGAUAACGACAUGGAACCUGUGCAUGAGACACAAAUGUCCCAUACGAACGUCUUUGCUGAAGGUAAAGCGCACCUUCAGGUCACGAGUGCAGAUGGCAGUCCUCUGUGCUCCCCACGCCAUCAAUUACAUCCUAUUGCAUCAAGCUGCUGGACUGCAUUUCACCAGUCAGAGGAGGCGAUGGCACUUCCUGCCAAACCAGAUGACAGACUUCCUGCUGUGUCCUUGCAGCCGCAUGUCACUUCCUGUCAGGGUGCGGCGUCACACAUGCCACCCAAGAGCUUCGGAGUGGAGCAGCAUCCAGACUGGCCCACAGAGAAGUGGCAAAUAUGGCAACUCCUGUCAUCAGAAAGCAUAGACACACUUCCAGAGACUAUGGUGUGAAACAUGCAGCUUAAAGGGACAGUUCACCCAAAAAUGAACUUACUGUCAUCAAAAGAAGAUAUUCGAAGGACACCAUUGGCUUUCAAUGAAUGAGGCAUUUCUCCAGAUAUUUUCUUUUAUUAAAGGCAUACAGGUUUGGAAUGACUGAAGGAUGACAGAACGAUCAUUUUUGGGUGAACUGUCCCUUUAAGAGAGUCAAUUUGAAUUGAAUUGGAUGCAACCCACAGAAUGUUUAAUUAGGAUUUGAAUUGGAAAGAGAGAAAGCACCGCAAAAUGUUAGCGUAUUGCUUACAUAUCGUUUUAAUACAAAUAAUUAUUGAUAUAAAAAUUUAGGAAGAAUAUUGUAAUGUUUUACAUUUAAGUUUGUGGUCGUCAUGAUUUUUUAAAUAUUUAUUUAUUUUUUUAUAAAAAAGAUAAUAAUUUUAUUGAUCUAGGAUGCAUUCAAUUGAUCAAAAGUACCAGUACAUACAUUUAUAAUGUUACAAAAUAUCUCUGUUUCAAAUAAAUGCUGCUCUUUUGAACUUUCAAUUCAUCUGUGAAUCCGAAAAAAAAAAUGUAACACAGUUUCUACAAAAAUAUAAAAUCUUUUCAGCAUCAUAAUCAGAAAUGUUUCUUGAGCAGUAAAUCAGCAUAUUAUACUGAUUUCUGAAGAUCAUGUGACCCUGAAGACUGGAGGAAUGAUGAUGAAAAUACAGCUGUGCUUCACAGAAAUAUAUUACACUUUAACACAGAUUCACACAGAAAACAGCUGUUAUUAAUUGUAAUAAUAUUUCACAUUUUUACUGCAUUUCUGAUAAAAAAGAAUUGCAGCCCUGGUGAGCAGAAGAGACUUCUUUCUAAAACCAUGUGUUGGGUGUAGUAACACGGCAUUGGUAAUUAUACCCGAAAAAUUACUCUUUUAGCAGUUAUAUGAAUUUAUUUGAAUAGAAUGGAAAUUGAAUUGUAAUUCUGCAUUCUGUGAGUUGUGGCCAGUUCACUUCAAAGGACCGAAAAUAAGCUUACAUUCUGAAUUCACUUCAGCCUCAGUUGAAGCUCAAUUGAAUUUAUCAAUAGAAUAUAUUUACUUUUAGUAGUUUGGUCAUUUCCAAAGAAUUUCAUUUUUUUGUAGGUGAUUAAAAAAAAAACACAGCAAACAUUUGCGCUUUGGAGAUUUAAAGAUUGAUUUAGCUUUAUCUGUUAAUAAUGCCUCAUAUUUCCAGCUUUGUCCUUCCUCUGUUCAUCGGUUGAUUUCAUCACUGAUGAUGUUUUAGGAAGUAUUUGGCUUCUUGUCGUCACUUCAUCAUCACUUCAUACGGUAACGAGCAUUUCAGAUUAAUUACAGUGCUGCAAACAACCAGAAUGUCAUAUUUACGAAACCCAGUGUGUUUAUUUAUUAAUGUUAUUUAUUAAAUUAGCCACUAGUAUGUUACCACUGUGUAUAAUCACCACAGAAUGAUGUUAGUUUGUUGUCUCAGUAUUGCUUUAUCUGAAUAAAAUCAAUAAUAUUUUUAUCUCCACCAUAUUCAGAUUUUAAAGUCAGAAUGACUCUUAAUUCACGUUCCUGGUUCUAUUACCUGUGAUUCAGAGGUGCACAUUAUUCUGAAGAAACGUGUUUAUCUUUAUAUCUUUUUUUAAUGUAAUAAUUUGCUCUGCCUUUUGAAACAAUUUUAUUUUUUGACUGAUGUUGCUGUAAAUUUCCUCACCCUCAGGUCAUCCGAGCUGUAGAUGAGUGUGUUUCUUCAUCAGAUUUGGAGAAAUGUAGCAUUGCAUCAGUGUCUCACCAAUGGAUGCUCUGCAGUGAAUGGGUGCCGUCAGAAUGAGAGUCUGAUAAAAACAUCACAAUAAUCCACAGCACUCCAGUUCAUCAGUUAACAUCUGGAUCAGACGAAAACUGAAACAAAUCCAGCAUUGAGACGAUUUUAUCAGCUGUUUGGACUCUCAUUCUGACGGCACCCAUUCACUGCAGAGCAUCCAUUGGUGAGACACUGAUGCAAUGCUACAUUUCUCCAAAUCUGAUGAAGAAACAAACUCAUCUUAAUCUUGGAUGGUGUGAAGGUGGACAUGUUUUCAGCUAAAUAUCACUUUUAGGUGAACUAUUCCUUUAAAUUACAACCACAUGAAGAACAAAGCAAUCACGUCCUGUAUAUGAGUUUAUACAUUUAUAAGUGAGUUUUAGUACUUCAUUAUUUUCCCUGUCAGUGUUCUGUUUGAUAUUUCUGAUAUUUGUACAGUCAAGAGCAAUCAUUUUAUAAAACAAAUAUAUAUUUUGAUAAUCAAUUACUUUAAUCCAAAUAGUAGGAGAAAGACCAGAAUACAGAGUAUUUUAAUGACGUUUGUUGUGUAUCAAAAGUCUCUGUUUUCAUCAUGCAGUUCAUACACAAUAGAAUGUGAUGAAACUGUUUCAAGAGCCUUAGGUUGGGUUUUUGGGUUGUGCUUUGUUUGUUUGUUUGUUUGUUUAUUUGUUUGUUUUGCCUGUAGUCAAACACAUCUGUGUUCACAAACACAAUAAAAUGAAUGUCUCUCAAAGUU